Dimorphilus gyrociliatus is the source of this 1517-nucleotide messenger RNA. Lineage: Eukaryota; Metazoa; Annelida; Polychaeta; Dinophilidae. The record is from the annotation of a GenBank genome assembly.
GUAUCCAUGGACAGCGUAAGAAAAAUUCUAUUCAACUUAAAAAACAAAACUAGAUAUAUUUAAAUUUUUUUGUCUUAAAUGACCUUUUAAGACAGUUUUCUUCUAUAGCAAAAAAUUAAACAAAUAGUCUUUUGAAAAUUUAUUAGAUUGCCUUCCUAAUCUUUCGAUUGAGAAAAUAAUUCCCAUUUUAGGGCGAUAUACAACCAAUCUGAAAAAUAAUGACCUGCAACGUCAGUUUUGUUUGUCAAAAAUGUGCUCAGCCUCUAAAAAUCGAUACUUCUUUUGAUCGAAAUUUAGACAGGGAAGAAUAUAAAAAAUUAUCAGAUAUUUGUCGGAAACUGAAAAGCGAUGAAGAAACAAUCGAUAUUGGAUUAUCGUCAUUAGCUUUAGAAGAAGAUGUAUUAACGUUAACAGUUCCUCCAGCGAGAAAUGAAACAUUAGACAGCGGAGGGGAGUUCACUUUACUUGGUGAUCCGGAGGUUUCCUCUGAGCAUUUAAGCUUAAAAAUGAAAAUAUCUGCUAGUCUUUUUGAUGUACUGUCGGGACAAUCUGAGUUAGAUCAUCCUCUGUGUGAAGAGUGUACAGACACAUUACUUGAUGAAUUGGAUAAGCAAUUAAGUUCAGCCCAAGAAGAAUCGAUCAUAUAUAGUGAUUUUUUAAAGAAGCUUGAGGAGAAUGAAGAAAACCAACCAGAUGAGAAUAUUUUAAAUGAAGAAUUGGAAAAGCUUACAAAACAAAAAGAGACCAUGUUAUCUAAUCUUGAACAUGUGGAAAAUGAUCAAAAACGCUUAGAAGAAGACUUUACAAAUGCUCGAAGUGCUGCUAAAAAAACUGAAGAGGAAGAAAGAGCAUUUUUUAAGGAAUAUAAUGAAUAUAAGCGGCAACUAUUGGAAUAUGACAAUGCUCAGAAGAGCGUUGAGUUACAAUUAAGAUAUGCUCAGAUGCAACUGGAUAAACACAAAAAAACAAAUGUUUUCAACAUUACCUUUCACAUAUGGCACAAUGGAUCAUUCGGAACUAUUAACGGUUUUCGACUGGGAAGACUACCAAACAAACAGGUUGAUUGGAGUGAGAUAAAUGCAGCAUGGGGACAAACAGUUUUACUAUUACAUUCUUUGUCAAAGAAAGUAAAUUUAACUUUCAAAAGGUUUAUUCUUGUGCCAUAUGGAAGUCACUCAUACAUAGAGUCACUAGCUGACAAGUCUAGAGAAUUACCUUUAUAUGGUUCUGGGGGAUUCCGCUUUUUUUGGGAUACAAAGUUUGAUCAAGCAAUGGUUGCUUUUCUGGAUUGUUUACAACAGUUUAAGGAAGAAGUAGAAAGGUGUGAUUCAAGUUUUUGUCUUCCGUACCCAAUGGAUAAAGGCAAAAUAGAAGAUCCUAAUGUUAAAACCUGGUAUUCGAUAAAAACUCAGCUAAACUCCGAAGAACAAUGGACGAAAGCUCUUAAAUUUAUGCUUACCAACUUAAAAUGGGGUUUAACAUGGGUUUCUACUCAAUAUGAUGAUUAUGACAAAUAA